CAGAGACUUCUUGAUCAAACAUGGCGAAUCAAUCAAAAGAAAUUACCCAGAACCUCUACGGCCGGUCAGCUCCACCCUCACACCAGACAGUCAAGCUCUUGACCGCAGCCAUAGUUGGUGCCACGCUGUUAUUCUUGUCCGGGUUAACUCUGACCGGGACGGUGAUUGCCCUGAUCAUGGCUACCCCUGUCCUGGUGCUCUCUAGUCCAAUUUUAGUCCCGGCUGGGAUAGUCAUGCUCCUCAUAGCAGCCGGCUUUGUUUUCUCCGGCGGUUGUGGCAUGGCAGCAAUGACGGUGAUGGCAUGGUUAUAUAACUAUGUAUCAAACUAUGCGGCUGCGAAGCAAAGGGCUACUGCGUACGGGCAGUUCGUGAUGCUUGAUAUAUAGAAAUGGUGAGUUGGUUUAUGGAGGAGUGUAAAUUGUCAAAUGCGGUUGGUGUUUUUGUUUGCUUGUGAAGCUAAUAUUUGUUCUGCUAUAAAUCCCCUAAAAUUCACCAUUCUCAAUCACAUUACAUUCAUUGAUUGAUGUGGAAGACAAACAAAAAUAGACAAGAAAAAUGGAAAACUUAGAGGAAAGAAUGUGCUAAUCCAUAUAUCUACAUCUGCUCAAGUGAUUUCAUUGCCUGAGUGCAUAACAAAUUUGAGAUAAUGUGCUCAUCUGUCAACAGUUGCAAGAUCC
Molecule: messenger RNA, 677 nt
Organism: Prunus dulcis (almond)
Lineage: Eukaryota; Viridiplantae; Streptophyta; Magnoliopsida; Rosales; Rosaceae
Product: oleosin 1-like
Exons: 1
Coding region: 21-386 (121 amino acids)
Biological process (GO): lipid storage
Cellular component (GO): membrane; monolayer-surrounded lipid storage body
Source: RefSeq, a predicted model, not a curated record